This is a messenger RNA of Protobothrops mucrosquamatus (brown spotted pit viper), 626 nucleotides long. Its product is annotated as CD59 glycoprotein-like. The record is from RefSeq and is a predicted model, not a curated record. The coding region runs from base 37 to 426 and encodes 129 amino acids. The transcript is spliced from 3 exons. NCBI's taxonomy places the organism in Eukaryota, Metazoa, Chordata, Lepidosauria, Squamata, Viperidae.
UUACUUGGAUACUUUUUUGAGCUACCUUCUCUAUUCAUGAUCUCAUGUAUGAUUCUACUUCUAGACAUGGACAAAAUGAACUACAUUCUCCUAGCAGCAUUCAUUAUUCUAACCCUAUCCUGCACUUCUGGCUAUGCACUUCGAUGUUAUAUCUGUGAACAAAGUCCUUUUCUCUGUAGAACCAACCUCACCUGUUCUGAGGAAGAAGAUGCUUGCUUGCAAAUUAGAAUGGUGAAUUUGAGAACGUACAGGUGCUGGAAAAUGUCAAAAUGCGGCAAAGAUGUUAUAGCCCAGGAGUUUAGCGUUGACAGUUUUAGACACCUUUGCUGCCAAAGAGAUUUCUGCAAUAAGAGUCCAAGUCUCCUCGUCAGUACCACUCCCUUUGGUAUUUCAGCAGCAAUUGUGGUUUGGAUGAUGUCCCGGUAAUAAGGAGAUUCAAAGUAAUAUGUUCUCUGCGUAUCCCAGUUCUAACCAGAUACGCAAGCACUUUUACUGGAACAGCUAAAGCUAUUUGAAGAAGCACUGUCUUUGUAACUACAAGAGUGUUAAAGCUAAGCCAGGAAAGCAAUGGGGAAAAAAAAUAUAAAAAUGGAAAACCAAUUUUGUAAGAAAGUACUCUCACUCAG